AUGCUUGAUUACUGUAACACCUGUGUUCCCCCCCAGGUGACGCUGCUCUUCAACGACUCUCAGGUGUUCCCCCCGGUGACUUUGGGCAGUGAGCGGCAGCGGCACCGUCUGACCUCUCUGACCCCCGGCAGGAUCUACAAGGUCGUGGUUUCGACCUUCAGCGGGAAGAACCAGAGAGCGUCCUCCAUCAAGGGUCGCACAGUCCCCAGUGCGGUGGGGAACCUCCACGUCUCCCCUCGCUCCGUGGGGGGUCUGACGGUGUCCUGGACCCCCGGAGACGGAGACCUCGACCUCAUCAUCGUCACUUUAUCCACCACCAGUGGAAACAUCCUCCAAACUCGACGCGUCCCGAAAUUUGCUUCCUUUCUGGACUUCCUGGAUCUGACUCCAGGCCAUGCUUACACCGUCACCGUCCAAUCACUGAGCGGCACGCUGACCAAUAGCAACGCAGUAACCGGCAGGACGGCUCCGGCUCGUGUCACGGCGCUUCAGGCGGAUAACGAUCACACCACCCACAGUCUGACGGUCCAAUGGGAGCGUCCGCUCGGCAUCUACGACAGCUACGCUCUGCAGCUAUUGGACGAGGCCGGAGCUCUGCUGGCCAAUCAGACGGUCUCUGAGGAGAAACGCAGCCAGCGCUUCGUGGGUCUGACGUCCGGCCGCUGGUACAAAGUGAAGGUCGUGACCCUUAGCGGGGGUCAAAGGUCGCUGGAGGCCACGGCCGAGGGACAAACACGCCCUGCUGCCGUCAGUAACCUCUCGGUGUCAGCCCUCAACUCGUCUUCGCUCUCCUUCUCGUGGCGUCCGUCCGACGGACACGUGGACGUCUAUCACCUGUCACUCUACAGCGUCGCCGAGGCAACAGCCAAUCAGAGAGAGGAGUCUGCUGGAAGCAGGAAGGAGCCUCAGCAGCCGGUGUGUGUGCAGACUCUCCCUCCGGCUGCGGACAGGUGUGUGUUCUCCGGGCUGACAGCAGGAAGUCUGUACCGGCUGCAGGUGGAGAGCCGGAGCCGAGAGAUGAGCAGCGACAGCGCCCUGCUGGCCAGGACCGUCCCCUCCCCGGUCUCCUCUCUGGAGGUUCAGAGUUCAGGACGGACCGACAGACUGACGCUCGGCUGGAGGAGAAAUGAAGGAGGCUGCAGCAGAUACCAG
This is a messenger RNA of Notothenia coriiceps (black rockcod), 1152 nucleotides long. RefSeq names its product receptor-type tyrosine-protein phosphatase beta-like. Gene Ontology annotation, cellular component: signaling receptor complex. The record is from RefSeq and is a predicted model, not a curated record. Gene Ontology annotation, molecular function: cadherin binding. The transcript has 7 exons. The annotation marks the transcript as partial. Lineage: Eukaryota; Metazoa; Chordata; Actinopteri; Perciformes; Nototheniidae. Gene Ontology annotation, biological process: peptidyl-tyrosine dephosphorylation involved in inactivation of protein kinase activity; angiogenesis.